AAAAAGCUUGUCAACACCAACAAGAAAGAAAAACUCCAUUGAAGGUUCACGUGGACGUGAGGACUGCAAAUAAGACAAGAAGAUGACCCAGUUAGACGCUGUGAUAAAACCCAAGACAAAGCGCUCGAAGCGCUUCUUGGAGAGCAGAGCGCCCAAACUGUCGGAAGAUUUGAAGAGUGCCAUGAUUAUGAAAGGAGGGAACACGAGUCAGACCGUCACCCAGGCCCUCAAGGAUAUAUAUUCCCUGAAGAAACCCAAUGCUGUGCUGUACAAGAAGAAGAACAUUACUCGACCGUUUGAGGACUCGACAUCGCUGGAGUUUUUUUCCAAGAAGACGGACUGCUCUCUGUUCCUGUUUGGCUCCCACAAUAAGAAACGGCCCAACAACCUCAUAUUUGGCCGUCUGUUUGACUUCCACGUGCUGGAUAUGAUUGAACUUGGAAUUGAGAAGUAUGUCUCUCUGAGCGACAUUAAGGGCGGUAAAUGUCCUGAAGGAACCAAACCGAUGCUGGUGUUUGCAGGAGAGGCUUUUGAUACAGAUAACGAGCACAAGCGUCUGAAGAGUCUGCUUAUAGACUUCUUCAGAGGUCCCACUGUGCCCGCGGUGCGUCUGGCAGGUUUAGAACACGUUCUGCACUUCACUGCCAUCGAUGGGAAGAUCUACAUGCGCAGCUACAGGUGCCUGUUGAAGAAAUCCGGCUGCCGGACACCGCGCAUCGAGCUGGACGAGAUCGGACCGUCAUUUGACUUUGUUCUAAGAAGAACACAUCUGGCUUCAGAUGAUCUGUACAAGCUGGCUCAUAAACAGCCCAAAGCCCUGAAGCCCAAGAAGAAGAAGAACAUUUCUCACGAUGUCUUUGGCACCAAGUUGGGCCGCGUGCACAUGCAGAAACAGGAUCUGUCCAAGCUGCAGACACGGAAGAUGAAGGGUCUAAGGAAAAGGAGGGGCGAGGUGGUUGCGGAGGAGCAGGGGGGACAGCCAUCCAAGGUUGCCAAAGUAGAGAGCUGAGGCAGCCUUUGGCCACCUGUGGAUACACCUUCAUGUUUAUCACUUCAAAGACUGACCCAUGUGUCUGUCACUGCCAGCGUUUCCUGUCGAGGACUUGGCAUGUGAGCAGAGGGGAUCUGUUGUUCCUGGUUUACCUUUUUUUUUUUUUUU
Molecule: messenger RNA, 1159 nt
Organism: Archocentrus centrarchus (flier cichlid)
Lineage: Eukaryota; Metazoa; Chordata; Actinopteri; Cichliformes; Cichlidae
Gene: rpf2
Product: ribosome production factor 2 homolog
Exons: 10
Coding region: 83-1009 (308 amino acids)
Biological process (GO): ribosomal large subunit assembly; maturation of LSU-rRNA from tricistronic rRNA transcript (SSU-rRNA, 5.8S rRNA, LSU-rRNA)
Cellular component (GO): nucleolus
Molecular function (GO): rRNA binding
Source: RefSeq, a predicted model, not a curated record